UUUUCAACAGGACCAAGGAAACGGACUAAGAGAAUGAGACGUGCAGCCCACCGUGCUACUUCCACAUCAUCUUCCUCAUCACCACCUUCCUUGUCGUCCUCAUCUGAUGAGGAGGAGGAGAGCGUUGAGAGGCGUCGGGUGCACAGCUGUAAUAAGACUAUAAGAAGGUGUCUUCCACUAAACUUUAAGGAGGAUGAUCUGAAGGGAGUUCGCAAGGAUCAAAAGAAAAUUGGAAAAGUCUGGCUGAUGUUGAUCCAAUGCAAAUUGACAGUUCGGUGCGAUUCGAUGCCGUGGGUGGUCUUUCUGACCACAUUUCAUCCUUAAAGGAAAUGGUGGUUUUUCCUCUGCUUUAUCCGGAGGUGUUUGAGAAAUUCAAAAUUCAACCUCCAAGAGGAUGUCUAUUCUAUGGUCCACCAGGAACUGGAAAGACUCUGGUUGCACGUGCUCUUGCUAAUGAAUGUAGCCAAGGAAACAAAAGAGUGGCUUUUUUCAUGAGGAAAGGUGCGGACUGUUUAAGCAAAUGGGUUGGAGAAUCUGAAAGGCAACUUCGUUUAUUAUUUGAGCAGGCAUACCAGAUGAGACCUGCAAUUAUUUUCUUUGAUGAAAUUGAUGGUCUUGCGCCUGUUCGGUCCAGUAAGCAAGACCAGAUUCACAGCUCCAUCGUAUCAACGCUUCUGGCACUCAUGGAUGGUUUAGAUAGCAGAGGGGAGGUUGUCGUCAUUGGUGCGACCAACCGCCUAGAUUCCAUCGAUCCUGCGUUAAGGAGACCUGGACGUUUUGACCGGGAGUUCUUCUUCGGCCUCCCGAACAAAGAGGUCAGAAAGUAAAUCCAACCCUAAUGCUAAUGUGACAAAGUCCAAUUUGAUAGCAAAAAGUUGUCCAGCUUGGAUGAAAGACUGAUAUCUGGAGACACUAUUUCAUACUGUGCAGAGCAAAUCUGCUGCUGCAGAUACAUGUAUGUAUAUAUAUAUAUACCUACAUACGAUGACAGUUUCAGCAAGUAGUUCAUUCAGUAUUGUUUUUGGUUUCCCUGUGACUAGUCAAGAAACACAGGAUGUUGGUCAUCACUGGUGUGUUUAAGAAGGAAUGAAAAUAUGCAUUGGCUAUAAACUACUGUUCUCUCGUCUUGAAGGUAAAAGAAGCAGUGUACAUCCUCAAUAAUUAAUUUUUGCUUCCAUAAAAAUUUUUACCAUGACUGGUGAUGGAACAUAUUCAGAUCAUGAUUAUUUUCUUUAUAGAAAUUGCAGCAGCUUGAAGAGUAGUGCUUGAACUACUUUACUUGCAUGAACUGACAGAAAAGAAUCUGAAUCUAUUAAAAUCAUAGAAUGAUUUGGGUUGG
Molecule: messenger RNA, 1339 nt
Organism: Coturnix japonica (Japanese quail)
Lineage: Eukaryota; Metazoa; Chordata; Aves; Galliformes; Phasianidae
Source: RefSeq, a predicted model, not a curated record